Molecule: messenger RNA, 3639 nt
Organism: Exophiala oligosperma
Lineage: Eukaryota; Fungi; Ascomycota; Eurotiomycetes; Chaetothyriales; Herpotrichiellaceae
Exons: 1
Coding region: 1-3639 (1212 amino acids)
Biological process (GO): tRNA methylation
Cellular component (GO): cytoplasm
Molecular function (GO): protein binding
Source: RefSeq, a predicted model, not a curated record
AUGCCAUGUUCAAUCCACGUAGGCUUCUCAGAAUACUCUCAAAAUUACGUACCGCUAAAAUUUUUGCAGACUCAAGCCUCAUGUCUUCCUGUCAGUGCCCUGCACACUCUCAGAGUUGGCGAAUAUCGAAUUCUUUUUGCCGGGGCUGGACCCCAUUUUGAGGUUUUAGGACAGGACGGACGUAGGCUUCUUUUUUCCCAGGUUUUCAAAGCCCAGGCUCUCCACGGCAUCCGAACGCAUGGUGAUGUCUUGAUGGUGAGCAACAACCAUGUCCUCAACAUUCUUUUCUGGGGCGGCAAAUUGGUGCGGCUGGGCAGGUUGACGAUAUCCAAUGAUGAGGCUAUGCGUCUCCAUCUUCAGUUAUCAAAUGAAGUUGACGUGGGAGACUGGAUUCUCGAUGCUGUUUUCGACGACUCGAGUAUAUUCAUGCUUACAGCGCAUAAUGUACUUAUGACCUUUAUUAUGGCCAUUGAUGCACAUAAACUCAAUAUAGAUCGGAAUGACUUUCGGAGAAUUCGUGGCCCAGGUUCUUUCCUCUACUCAGGCGACCUGCGUGUUGCUGAUUCGAACCUGCUCAUCGUCGCUGCGGGAACAGUGUUUGGCGAGAUCCUGGUUUGGACAUGCUCCAGGAAGGAUAGCGACCAGCCAGAAUGGAAUACCUCUGCAAAGCAUGCAUUUACUGGGCACAAAGGCUCUGUUUUUGGCGUUGCAAUAUCCCCAAAAAUCGUUCUAGGCGACAGACCAACUCGCUUGCUUGCAAGUUGUAGUGAUGACCGCACGGUUCGAGUGUGGGAUAUUGGGGACCAUGGGAAGCUCUCCUCAGAGCCCGAAGGCCGUAUCAUCUCCACGGAGACUGGCUUUGGAACGGUCAGCAACGGCGAAAAGUCAGAGGUGGCAUCUGCAUGGGGCCAUGCAUCCCGUAUCUGGGGCGUUCACUUUGUUCCCCUGAUGGAGAACAUGGGCAACCCCAAGAUUUUGCUGCUGUCGAGAGGAGAAGAUACCGUAUGUCAGCUCUGGUCUCUUGAGCUUACGCCGGAAGAAGGCAUGAAAUUAUUACCCCUAAGCAGUGAUCGGUACCAUUCGGGGAAGAAUGCAUGGUCAAUGUGCCUGGGUACUGACGAUCGAGGCUCGGUGGUCUUUACUGGUGGUGCUGAUGGUCAAAUCGUAUCGAGACAGCUCACCCUACUUAACGCCACUAAACACCAUCCGCCGAAAUUAUCAACGCCGGCUAAGGAGCUGACAGGGUCAUCUAAGGCUCUAAAGCAGUAUCUCCCUUUCAGAGAGAGCAUGUGCUUUGCAAGCACUGAUGCAGGGGAUGUCUACAGCAUAAUUAUUGAGAGCGGCGAACUGAAAUGUACACAUCUCUACAACAGUCCCACCCGGUGUAGCAUCAUGAUGUGCCGAGCUGACACACUUGGGGUUGCUCUGGUAGCUCAACAACGAGAUGGUCUAUUUGCAUUGACGGCCGACAAAGACAGCCUUUUGCUGCCCAUUUCAUUACCUAACAAACUCAGCAUUGUGUGGUUGCAGGUCGCUUGCACUCAUCGAAGGCAUGCGGGUCCUACCUGCGUCGUUGCUGCCUUGGUGAACAAUGAGGCAAUGAUUAUCUGGUUGGAAAGAGAAGGAAGCUCAUUUCGAGGCCAGCACACCCCGCUCCAGCUUCCAGAAUCAUUUGUUGUGGCAGCUUGCUGUUACUACGAGCCAGGCGAAACGUUGCUACUGGGCUCCCGUGCCGGUGCGCUCGCUGUAUAUACCAGCGUGACCACCAACUCUAGCAUAGCAGAAGCAUCCUUGUGCUUGAGACACGCUCAUGGUACAGACUGUGUAAGCUCGAUCAGAGUCUUUGAAGCUCCGAGUUGGGACGUGGCUUCUACAAACGAGGUGUACUUCCUGACGACAGGCCGCGAUGGUACUUAUGCUGUCCAUCGACUGAUUCUUCCUCAAGGAGCCUUUUCAACGGUUCACGUAUCAAAGCCCCCUAUUGGGCCAUAUAUUGAUGGAUCAUACUUGCUUCCUUCUGAAGAGCUAUUGGGCACACGUUCGCAUGAUUUGAUGCUCUACGGGUUCCGCUCGACCUCUUUCAUCGUUUGGAAUGAAACCCGACAGUCAACGUUUCUUUCAGUUGAAUGCGGCGGGGCACAUCGGAGUUGGGCAUAUUACGAUCCAAUUUUGUCGAACAGCGUGAUGCCGCAACAGGACGGUAUUCAAGCCAACGUCGGGACAGCAUCCUUCAUCUGGCAUCAAGCUGGCAGAUUCAAUUGGCAUAUGAGGCAUGGACGAGAUCAUACAGUAAUAAGAACUGGUGGCCACGGCCGAGAAAUCAAAGCAGUGACUCGCAGCCCAAAGCUUGUUCAAGGGGGUGCUCUGAUUGCCACGGGAGCCGAGGACACGAAUAUACAAUUAUUCCUGGUUUCUGUUAGGCAGAAAACGCCCACGGCAUCUCUUACAGCUCAAGAAGGCAUUAUUCGACCUGACAAUGCUCUCGACAACACCGCUUUUCGUAGCAUAGCGACCUUGAGGGGACACAAUACAGGGCUGCAACACCUUCUGUUCGCUCCUUCGGGAGACUAUCUCUUCAGCAGUGCUGGUCGUGAAGAGUUCUUAGUUUGGAAGCUCACCCUCGACGUACCUUGCAUCGAGGUUGGGACAAUUCUCUGGGAUGUUAUGCCCAAAGAAGAUGAGGACUCUGACGCCAGAAUCAUGGAUUUUGAUUUACGUUUCAAGAGCACCGAAAAAGGGGUCGGCCAGACGAGGAAGUCUUCCGAUCAAGCCUACAUCUUAACGCUGGCAUAUUCGAAUGGCAAAUCGAAAGUGCUCGAAUAUACUCCAGCUGUAGCAUGCAACCAAGGCACAUUUGUGACUUUGCACGAGAUCCAUUAUGGUUCCUUUUGUAUCCUGCAAGCGUCUCUGCUGUCAUCUCCCUUGCAGAUAAUUUCAGCUGGGACAAAUGGGUUUCUGAACCUCAAUCAGCUUGAUUUCUUACUCGGGUCAGGUUUUGACGGGGGCACACAAGUUGCACAAUCAAUCAACACGACCAGGCUCCACCAAAUCCAUCAAAGCAGUAUUCUCUCGAUGGACAUCAUUGCACUCGAUACAGCAACUUCUUUCAUCGCUACCGGUGGGGAUGACAACGCACUUGCCUUUACUCUGCUCUCAAACAUUCACCCUUCAACUAGAGGGAAUGAUGCCACGGGCAAAGCCACUCUGGAGGAUCGAGACUUUCGAACAAUUGUCAUCCCUCGAGCUCACGCUGCGGCCCUCACAGCGCUCAAGAUAGUGAAUAUAUCAGGCACAGCACGCCUUUACACUGUCAACAUUAUCAGCGCUGGAAACGAUCAGCGUGUGAAAGCGUGGAAAGUCCAGAUCGACUUAUCAAAGACUGAUAGUACGCCUAUGUCUGGCAGACCUCCUACGACGACGUCACAAUACGACAGACUGUGCGAGGUAAUGCAGGUACAGAGAUUAAGUUCGGCGUGGACAUCUGUUGCCGAUGUAAGCAGCGUCGAAGUUGUAUAUCAGUAUGGAAUAGAACAAGAGAACAUGGACAGCUUUACCAUGGGAGAAAUGCCUAGAUCGGGCAGCAAGUGCGAGAUCAUUGUGGUUGGAGUUGGUAUGGACUUACUGAGCAUCACUUGGUAA